Messenger RNA from Emiliania huxleyi CCMP1516, 879 nucleotides. RefSeq names its product putative lysine decarboxylase. The record is from RefSeq and is a predicted model, not a curated record. The annotation marks the transcript as partial. Gene Ontology annotation, cellular component: cytosol. Lineage: Eukaryota; Haptophyta; Isochrysidales; Noelaerhabdaceae. The transcript has 2 exons.
CCGGUCACCAAGGCCUACCGCAACCAGGACUUUCUCAACUCGGCCCACGCGCGGCACCUGCGGAUCCUCGCCGAGUACGAGGAGACGAUGCAGCGCCUCCGCGCCUCCGGCGUGCGCGCCACCAUCCAGGUCUUUGGCUCGGCUCGCGCCAAGGACAGGGGGCAGUAUGACCGGUCCAUGGCUGAGCUGGUGGAGCAGCUCGAGGCAGCGAAGCCCGGCUCGGAGGAGCAUGCUGAGGUGGAGGAGCGCAUCACCAAGCUCAAGUCGAUCGAGUGGAUGUGCGAUUACAUGGCCAGCAUCGAGGAGCUGGCGCGCCGGCUCACCGAGUGGUCGAUGGGCAAACGCCAAUCGCGGCAGAUGUCGCCCGUGCCGCACCGCCGCUUCGCCUACCUCCCACACUCGUCGGAGGACAACCACCCCGAGUCGCGCGCGCCCAAGGCGGCCAAUCUCUUCAUCGCCACCGGCGGCGGGCCUGGCUUCAUGGAGGCGGCCAACCGCGGCGCGUCGCGCGUGCCGGGCGGACGCUCGGCGGGCAUGGGGAUCUCGCUGCCGUUCGAGACCGGCCUGAACCCGUACGUCACGCCGGAGCUCGCCUUCGAGUACCACUACUUUUUCACGCGCAAGUUCGCAAUGGCCUACUACAUGCAGGCGCUGGUCGCCGCGCCGGGCGGUUUCGGCACCAUGGACGAGUUCUUCGAGCUGAUCACGCUCAAGCAGACGGGCAAGAUGAACCAGGCGAUGCCGGUCGUCCUCUUUGGCAAGAAGUACUGGAACACGGUCGUCAACUGGCACGCGAUCGCUGACUUCGGCACCAUCAACCGGAAGGAGGUGGACGAGAUCCUCUUCACUGACUCGGUGGACGAGGCCUUCGACUACAUC